Messenger RNA from Hypanus sabinus (Atlantic stingray), 2164 nucleotides. RefSeq names its product F-box and WD repeat domain containing 2 (gene fbxw2). The record is from RefSeq and is a predicted model, not a curated record. The coding region runs from base 158 to 1522 and encodes 454 amino acids. NCBI's taxonomy places the organism in Eukaryota, Metazoa, Chordata, Chondrichthyes, Myliobatiformes, Dasyatidae. Gene Ontology annotation, molecular function: protein binding. The transcript is spliced from 7 exons.
CGCUACUUCCGGCCGUGUCCAACUUGGACUUGUGGUGGAGGAUUGGGGCGGCGGCGGCGGCGGUCGCCGUGUGAGGAGCUGAUGUCCCCCGCCGGGCUCUUGCCCACGGCAGCUAUGGUCACAGCCUUCGGUGCAUGGUAUAUAGUCACAUGGCCAUAUGGAGAGGAAGGACUUUAAUGCAUGGCUUGAAACCCUCUCCAGCACAUUUAUCACCUUGACUGAUUCCCAGAAGAAUGAGACUUUGGACCACCUGAUCAGCUUGAGUGGGGCUGUCCAGUUGAGGCAUCUCUCCAAUAAUCUUGAGACCCUUCUGAAAAGAGACUUCCUCAAGCUGCUUCCACUGGAGCUCAGUUUUUAUCUGUUAAAGUGGCUUGACCCUCCAACCCUGCUCAAUUGCUGUCUGGUAUGUAAGCAGUGGAAUAAAGUGAUAAGCGUCUGCACUGAAGUUUGGCAGGAAGCAUGUCGCAGUUUGGGCUGGCAGAUCGAUGAUACUAUUGAAGACACACUACACUGGAAGAAGAUUUAUCUAAAGGCAGUUCGAAGGAUCAAGCAGUUGCAGGACAAAGAAGCCUUUGAGACAUCCUCCUUAAUUGGCCACAGUGCUAGAGUAUAUGCUCUCUAUUAUAAAGAUGGGUUGUUGUGUACAGGCUCUGACGAUCUAUCUGCCAAACUGUGGGAUGUUUGUACUGGCCAGUGUAUUUAUGGGAUCCAGACUCACACGUGUGCUGCGGUGAAGUUUGAUGAGCAGAAGCUGGUUACAGGAUCAUUUGAUAACACAAUCGCCUGUUGGGACUGGAGCUCGGGAGCAAAAACCCACAACUUCCGGGGUCACACUGGGGCAGUCUUCAGUGUUGAUUAUAGCGAUGAGCUCGAUACACUGGUCAGUGGGUCUGCUGAUUUCACUGUGAAAGUUUGGUCGUUAUCGACAGGAAUAUGCCUCAAUACACUCACUGAACACACCGAAUGGGUGACCAAGGUGGUUUUACAAGUCAGUCAGGUUGAAUCUGUAAUGCACAAUCCAGGGGACUAUAUUCUAUUAAGUGCUGAUAAAUAUGAAAUCAAGGUAUGGCCAAUUGGGAGAGAAGUCAAUUGUAAAUGUUUGAAGACACUUACCGUAUCAAAUGACCGAAGCAUAUGCCUUCAACCAAGACUGCAGUUUGAUGGAAAGCACAUUGUUUGUGCAUCUGAUUUAGGAUUAUACCAGUGGGACUUUGCAAGUUAUGAUAUUAUAAGAAUUAUUAGAACCCCUGAUUCUACAAACCUUUCCUUACUGAGCCUGGGAGAAGUCUUUGCUCUGCUCUUUGACAGCCGUUACCUGUACAUAAUGGACCUAAGGACCGAGAAACUGAUUGGUCGGUGGCCUCUGCCGGCAUACAGGAAAUCCAAGAGGGGAUCGAGCUUCCUGGCGGGGGAGACUGCAUGGCUAAACGGACUGAAUGGCAAGAAUGACACUGGCUUGGUUUUUGCCACAAGCAUGCCGGAUCAUAGUAUUCACUUGGUCCUGUGGAAGGAGAACGGAUGAAAAGGAAUCAACCAUUGGGCAUGAUCUGCUCGUGCUGCUGUUUUCAAGGACGUUUCUGAGAAUGCAGAAUCUUUGCAUGAACCAAAGAGACACAGACCAGGCAUUCUCUCAUGUACAAUACAGUUGAUUGCCUUUUAUUUUUUUUAAAAGUCAAACAAAACCAGCAUGUUUGAAAAUUAUUUUUACACCUUUAAAUCAGUUUGCUUGCAUAUUAAUGUACCAAUACAGGAAAGGAAGGAAAAAAAUGUAUAUUAAAUUAAACAUGGCACUGUUUAGAAAUUUAUGAUGAGCCAAGGAUUGAAGAUUAUGCUUUACAAGCACAUUUCAACAUAAUUAAUCUAUUGUUUGCAGUAUUCUGAGCAUUCCCCAAAUGUCUUCAUUUCUUCUGCACCUGGAAGUAUAGAACCCAUUACUUUUUAUAUAUAAAUAUUUCCAUUCAGGACUUUGCCUUAAUGCUAUUAUCAAUGGUUGCUCUUGGUGAGCUUGUUUAUAUAACAUUAGGUAGGUACUUUAAAUUUGUCCACAUUUUAUAUUUUGGUAUAGUCGGUAUUUACAAUGAUAUUUUUAUUGAUAUUUGCCCACAUUGUCGCAAUUGUUAAUUAUCUUCAAUAUAUUCUUUCUGAAGAAAUAGUUGGAAACUUG